Messenger RNA from Arachis duranensis, 868 nucleotides. RefSeq lists its product as uncharacterized. The coding region runs from base 345 to 641 and encodes 98 amino acids. Gene Ontology annotation, biological process: protein complex oligomerization; response to hydrogen peroxide; response to heat. The transcript is spliced from 4 exons. The record is from RefSeq and is a predicted model, not a curated record. Lineage: Eukaryota; Viridiplantae; Streptophyta; Magnoliopsida; Fabales; Fabaceae.
UUAAAGCUCGUAUCUGACUUUUCUUUUUCUCUAUACUCUUUGAUUAGAGAGUGUUGUGAGGUGUAGUUAAAUAUUUGUUUUGAGAGUGUGGGUGUACUGGGGUGCUGGUGUUAGAGAGAAAGAAGUCUAUGUGUUGUAACAAUUUUCACAUAGUGAUAUUCUCUGGUUGUCAUUUGACAACGGCCGUGGUUUUUUCUCCAGUAAUUGGAGUUUCCACGUUAAAUUCUUGUGUUGUGAUUGUGUCUAUUUUAUUUCUCUGUGAAAGGUAUUUUCUCAAGAGAGAAUGGUGAAUUAUUCCCAACAGAACUUGUGUUCCUCACUGAGGAACUGAGUGGUCUCCAAGGAUGGAUGUCGCGGAAUCAAAAGGAAAAUAUGUUAUCACAGUUGAAGUUCCAGGAGUUAGGAUCAAUGACAUAAGAGUGGAGGUUGAUGAUCAAAAGUUAUCUGUCAAAGGUAGACACUCUACUAGCUACUUGACAAUUGCAGGGUCUCCGAAUGCCUCGUUUUCUUCGUAUCACAAGCGCGAGAUACUAUAUGGACCAUGCGAGGUGGUCUGGCCACUCCCUUCCGGCGUGAACAAGGAUCAUAUAUCGGCUGAAUUCCAGGAUGGAUUUCUUCAGAUAAUAAUUCCUAAGAUUUGAAUGAGCAAUAAUGUUGAUUGCAGCCAAAACAUAUUUUGGAGCAUUUGUUUAGUUAUGAUCAUAUCAUAUCAUAAAUAGAUCAUAAGAUAGGCUAUGUUGUGCUUUGGAAAUGCUUUUAUUUCUUCUGUACCAUUUAUGUCUAUCUAUGUCUUAUUUUAUAUAUGCCACUAAACAAAAGAAUUUGGCUGAACCUUAGUAUAUACAUAUUUAUGGCUUAAUUUUGAUUG